AUGCAGUCUUCACCUUCAGCGGCAAGCACAUACGAUAGCUGGACACGAGAAGAGCUCAUUGCGCGUCUCAGACAAAUCGAUACUACCAUUCAUCGUCAACCCGCUCACAGAAGAAGUCCCACUCGACCCCCAAAGCAAUUCGACUAUGCAGCUCAACCGCGCCGGAAGAUCGCGCUCAAGUUCACCUACGAUGGAUCACAUUACAGCGGGUUGGAAUUCCAGAAGACACCGUCUCCACUGCCGACGGUGGAGAGCGUGUUGUUUGACGCGCUCGUGCGUACGCGCCUGGUCGACCCCAAGGGCGGUUUCACCGGCUGUGGUUGGGAGAAGUGCGGGCGCACGGAUAGAGGGGUCAGCGCUGCGGGCCAGGUCGUGAGUUUCUGGGUGAGAAGCGCGUUGCCAGAAUUUCUUCGUCCGUCGGACCAGGACGAACAGAACAAGCAGGACGCGGCAAGUGACAUGCAUGAUGCAAACGAGAACGUGGAAGCAGUGUACGAUGUAGAUGGGGCACUUGAAGGAGCAAGUGACGGUCCUGGUCUUGAAGGCGAUUUCCAGCUGAUGGCUGACUGGGACGAGCCCCGCAAUACCUCUCAGUCGUCUGUACCUCCAAAGCCAUGCACCGAACUGCAUUACAUCUCGUCUCUCAACAACGUUCUUCCACCGACUAUCCGCAUCAUUGCGUGGUCGCCCGUCUCGGACGAGUUCUCUGCACGCUUUUCAUGUCGAUAUCGCCACUACAAAUAUUUCUUUGAUCCCAAAGGUCUUGAUGUCUCAGCCAUGCGAGAUGCGACACAGUGCUUCGUCGGAGAGCACGACUUUCGCAAUUUCUGCAAAAUUGACGCUUCAAAGCAGCUCACGUCGUUUGUCAGGAAUGUCCUUUCGGCGGAAAUCAACGUCGUAAACGAUAGCGUGUACGUGCUGGACCUCGUUGGAGCGUCCUUCCUGUACAAUCAGGUGCGACACAUUAUGGCGAUUCUGUUCCUAGUAGGAACAGGCAUGGAGCGUCCCCUGGUGGUGAACGCGCUGUUUAACACUGAUGCUGCCAACCCGCUUCCUGCAGCCAAGGGAGGAGAGGCGGCACCUCCAGUGGUGCCGAGCAAACCAGGCUAUCAGAUCGCAGACCCGCUCCCACUGAUGCUCUGGGAGUGCGGUUACGACGAGACCGCAGUGCGAUGGCGUGCAGAUGCGCAGGACGACGAGACGGCGGUGGACGGGCAGCGGUCGUACUCGAACAACCUCAUCCAGAUGCUGCAGUCCCUUCACCAGCGCUCCGUAAUCCACGCUACGCUCGACGCCCACUUCUUACGCGCGGCUUCGCGAUACCACUCUGCACCUCCGCAAUAUUUCCCCGUCAGUCACCCUCGCAGCUCGCCCAUCCUGCCAGGGACCGUGCUGCGGUUCCCUAUAGGGGCGGGUGCGUUGCGACAGGAAGGAAACUAUGUACCGCUGCUUCAGCGCCCUCGAGCGGCCACUGCGGAGGAGAUCAACGAGAAAUGGAAGGCGAACAAGGACGCGAAAACGGCGUCACGGCGAAUCGAUGAACCCCCGGAAGAUGGUGAUGAGUAG
Molecule: messenger RNA, 1566 nt
Organism: Sparassis crispa
Lineage: Eukaryota; Fungi; Basidiomycota; Agaricomycetes; Polyporales; Sparassidaceae
Product: tRNA pseudouridine(38/39) synthase
Exons: 1
Coding region: 1-1566 (521 amino acids)
Biological process (GO): mRNA pseudouridine synthesis; tRNA pseudouridine synthesis
Cellular component (GO): nucleus; cytoplasm
Molecular function (GO): RNA binding; pseudouridine synthase activity
Source: RefSeq, a predicted model, not a curated record